AUGGCAGAAAAUAGCGAAAAAUACUCUGAAACUGCUCGGACUGGCGAGAUUUCCGUUGCAGAAGAGACUGCUUUCCCUGGGGAAGAUGGCACUGGCGAUGAUGGCGAUGCUGACUCACCAGAAAUAACGAUGCAAGGGCUCGCGAAAAUGAUGAACUCUAUGAACGAAAAUAUGGCGGCCGUGGCAUCUUCUUUUGCUUUGAUGGGAUCUUCUCUGAAGAGAUCUCGUGAAGAAUCUAACAGCAGUAGUCAGACUAACAAGAAACAAAAAACGAGUAACGAUCCAACUAUUGAUGACGACCAGCACACAGGCUCACACAGCGAUUCAGCAGAACUCCGAGCAAUUAUGGCGCCAAAAGAUGAAACGCCGACCACAUCGACGGUCGAGCCCCCGAAUUUUCUCAGUCAAAUUGCGAGUGACUUUGACGAGGAUGAAAAUACUUCAGGUGCCGUCACCGAAAAGCUUGCUGAGAUCGUAAACAAACGUUUUUCGGCGCCCUUAGGCGAAGAGAAACUAAAAGAAAAACUGGGACAGUACUUGCGUCCAGAAAACUGCGCUAAGCUCGCAGUGCCAAAGGUUAAUCCUGAAAUAUGGAUGAAAUAA
This is a messenger RNA of Paramuricea clavata, 603 nucleotides long. The record is from the annotation of a GenBank genome assembly. Lineage: Eukaryota; Metazoa; Cnidaria; Anthozoa; Malacalcyonacea; Plexauridae.